AUGAAUUCGUCCAUGACACUCCUAAAACGUGGCCUCAAAACCAUGCCUUUUAUUAUUGCAAAUGAGGCAUUGGAGAAAGUUGCAAGUGUGGGAUUAAUUUCAAAUAUGAUUUUGUACUUGAAAAAUGAGUAUCACUUAACUAAUGCUAGUGGUGCAACUAUUCUUUUUUGGUGGAAUGCUAUGUCAAAUUUCACACCAAUAUUUGGAGCUUUUCUUGCUGAUUCUUACUUGGGAAGAUUUUAUGUCAUUGCUUUAGGGACAUUCAUCACCCUAAUUGGAAUGGUGGUCCUUUGGUUAACAGCUACACUUAAAGAAGCAAGGCCACAUGCUUGCAAAUUAGAAUUAGGAAAUUGUCUAAAACCAACCAUUGCUCAAUAUGCAUUUCUAUUUUCAUCAUUUGCAUUGAUGUCUAUUGGAGCUGGUGGAAUCAGGCCAUGUUCAUUAGCAUUUGGUGCUGAUCAAUUUGACAAUCCUAAAAACCCCAACAAUGGAAGGAUCUUGCAAAGUUUCUUCAAUUGGUAUUAUGCAGCAGUAGGAAUAUCAGUGUUAAUUUCAGUCACAGUCAUUGUGUAUAUUCAGACACAAUUUGGUUGGGUUGUGGGAUUUGGAGUACCUGCAGGACUAAUGUUUUUGGCAACAAUUUUUUUCCUUCUAGGUUCAACAAUUUUUAUUAAAAUAAAAGCAAAAAAAAGUUUGUUUACUAAUUUUGUUCAAGUUAUUGCUGUGGCAUGGAAAAAUAAACAUCUUGCUUUGCCUCCUAUGGAUUCUAAUGGAUGGUAUCAUCAUGAUGAGAAGGGUUCAAGAUCUAUUUUUCCAUCCAAUAAACUAAGGUUCCUAGAUAAGGCAUGCAUAAUUAGAAAUCCAGAGAAAGAUUUGAACCCUAAUAAUGGAAUAUCUACAAAUCAAUGGAAUCUUUGUACAAUUCAACAAGUUGAAGAAUUCAAAUCAUUGCUCAAAGUACUUCCAAUUUGGUCCACAAGCAUUAUGAUAGCAGUAACAAUAAGUCAACACGCAUUUCCAGUACUACAAGCAAAUACAAUGGAUAGACAUUUAUCAAAAGGUAGUAAUUUCCAAAUUCCAGCAAGUUCCUAUGGUGCAUAUGGGGUUCUCACAUUGACAACAUGGCUAGCCUUCUAUGAUCGAGUCCUCGUGCCCUGGAUCUCCAGGUUCACAAGGAAACCACGAGGUCUCAGCUUCAAACAACGUAUGGGGAUAGGGUUGUUACUUUCCUGUGUGGCCCAGGUUGUGGCCGCACUGGUGGAAAGAGAGAGACGUUCGCGAGCCCUAGACCAGGGGCUUGCGGACCAUCCACUGUCACAAGUGGACAUGUCAGCAAUGUGGCUAGUCCCGCAACAUUGUUUGACAGGACUAGCUGAGGCGUUCAACGCGAUUGGACAAAUAGAAUUUUAUUAUUCACAAUUUCCUAAGAGUAUGGCUAGUAUUGGAGUGGCAUUGUUUUCAUUAGGAAUGGGAUUUGGGAAUUUGGUUGGAAGUUUAAUUGUGGAAAUUGUUGAUCAUGCUUCAAGUAGAGGAGGGAAAGUGAGUUGGGUGUCAAAUAAUUUGAAUUUAGGUCAUUAUGAUUAUUAUUAUUGGGUACUUUGUUUGUUGAGUGUUGGGAAUUUUUUCUAUUUUAUUGUGUGUGCUUGGGCUUAUGGAUCUGAUGAAGAUAAAAGAAUUUGGGAGGAAGAUCAAGUUGAAAAGAAAGGAGAGAUUGUUAUUUUAUAG
Solanum stenotomum is the source of this 1725-nucleotide messenger RNA. Its product is annotated as protein NRT1/ PTR FAMILY 1.1-like. Gene Ontology annotation, molecular function: transmembrane transporter activity. Gene Ontology annotation, cellular component: plasma membrane. The coding region runs from base 1 to 1725 and encodes 574 amino acids. The transcript has 7 exons. The record is from RefSeq and is a predicted model, not a curated record. Gene Ontology annotation, biological process: oligopeptide transport; transmembrane transport. Lineage: Eukaryota; Viridiplantae; Streptophyta; Magnoliopsida; Solanales; Solanaceae.